AAAACGGGCGCCCACCAGCCAGAGAAAGGAAAAAAGAAGCCGAGGCGCCUGUCCGACCAGUCAGUGUCCGGCAGUGCUCCAGUGUUCCAGCUGAAAUCCAGUUUCCAUCACACCAAAUUUAUUUUUGGAAAAGAAAUUUCGCCAUGAAACUAUUUGACGUUUUGAUCGUCGUCGCUAUCUUCAUCACCGCAGGUUGUUUGGCUGCUGCUGCUCAGGAUGUAACGGGAAGCGAGCCGCCGCCUUCCGAAGCGACUCCGGUGACGGAGGAGAAUAACAGCAGUGCUGGAACAGAAACGGCAUCAAUCCAAACGCCGGGCGAACCGGAUGAUGUCCAGGACGCCUCAACUGUUGCCAAUCCACCGGCCGAUGGCCAAGGAACCAAUUCGACGACACCAUCAAUUCCUCCUGGUCCAGUUACCGAAGGAUCGACCACUAACCGUCAACCUGAGCCGACGGAGGUGGUCAGCCAUCCAACCGUACGUGAAACAACAACGAUCCUGCCGGAGACAACAACAACAACAACUACUACCAGCAGCACUGCGAUUCCAACCACAAGUUCCAGCACGACCAUUAGCUCAACGACGACGCAAUUGAUGUCGACGUCGAGCGUCGCCGGACCGAUCCCAGUUGCUGAUCAAUCGACGGCGGGAAAUUCAAACGAUUCGACCAGCUCGUCGACCGUUUCCACGACGGAAACGGUCACGACGAGGAGGCCGACGAGGACUGCCAGAACGACGACUCAGAGGCGGUCGACCACGACGACGUCGCCUUACCACGAGUGCGUGACGUCGUCCACUUGCCUCGAUCCCAACGCCCACUGCGUCAAUUUGGGCGGCACCAACACCUGCGAGUGCCGGACGGGAUUCCGCAAAAGCUCGCCCAACGGUAGUUGUCUGCUCAUUGAAUUACCAACGACAACAACAACAACAUCUCCGCUGGAAAAUGUCACCGAGGCCAGCUCGACCACUCAACAUCUCAACGUGACGACCUCACCCGUUCAGAGCAGUUCAACCGAACCGCCAACAGCACCUGUACACCAAAAGAGAGAUGUUGUGCGACAAGCUUCGGAUUUGAGCCAAGUAGAGAAAAUGGACGUGGUUACUAUUGGGCUUCAGCCAGCCACCAGUGUGGUUGAAUGGGUAUUGGAGCAAGAUCUCACAUUUCGCACAGCCAUUGCCAGGAUCUUGACGUCAACCAACUAUUCGAUACUUGAAGAAUCGGAGACAACGAAAACUAUCAAUGUCACAGCAGAUCAGGUUCUGUAUGUGGCGCCUUCACCACAAAUGACAGCAGAAGGCCUGCUUGUAUCCUUCCUCGUUCUAGACAAAGAAAACGUUACACCCAGGCACCAUUCGUUCAUCAGUAGCAUUAUUGCAAGGCACAAGAGAGAAAUCAAUUCUACUGGUGAUUCUUCAACUGGUUAUCUACCCGCUAUAUGGAUCACCACGGCCAUCCACAGCAGCCAACUAUAUUUGGAAACAUCGCUCAACCAGACAGUUUCUUCCCUCUACGGCGGAGUCAUUCCCUAUCAGCUUUUAUCGCUCGAGCAGCUCGCCGCCGCUUCGCUGUUUGAGCGUCGCCUGGACAUCUUCAUUCCGCUUAUCUUGGUGGCCGCCCUCGGUUUCAUGGCCCUGGCUGUCAGCUUAGUUUGCAUCCGAGCCAAGACACGAUCCACGGCCACCUGGGAUCCUCCAGCCGGAGUGGUUUUCGGAAAGACUAGUAUCAAGCGAGAAAACAGAGAAGAUCCAUUGGGUAGCACCAGCAAUGCUGAUUCAACUGGCCAACAUUUGGCCACGGAUGAGCAAUGCCGCGAUGGAGAGGAGGAGCUUGUGAAGAAUUCGUCACGUAUCAAUGCGGAUGACGACGUUUGGGUCGUGCCUUACGAGGAUGGCCCCCCUCAGGGUCAACCCGGUCACCUGAAAACCCAAUACGAAGACACGAAGCUUUGAGCGACGUGACGUGACGAUCGUUUUGUACCCAAUGCUAACCGGUGUAUUCCUUUUUAUCAGACCAAUUCCGGCAAUAUUUUUGUCAGUCGAGUCAUCAACAAAAUGCCAUACCAGUUUGUGUUUUCCCCUUUUGAAAAAGUUUUGAGAGUAGAGUCAUUUUACAAUUAGAUGUAUAGAAACUUAUUUAGUCUUAAAGAUUUGCAAAAAAACAUUUUUUUUUCAUUUUUCAUUGCCCGUAGAUCCAUUUUUCUCUUUUUUUAAUUUAAUGUACAGAUUACAAAAAUUCAAGUUUCUGACCAAUUUGAAUCAUUCAGCUCUACAUUCCCACUUUCGUGUAUAUGGAACAUUGGAGAAUGCGUAUGAAUACACUGUGAAAAACGAA
Molecule: messenger RNA, 2331 nt
Organism: Daphnia pulicaria
Lineage: Eukaryota; Metazoa; Arthropoda; Branchiopoda; Diplostraca; Daphniidae
Product: location of vulva defective 1-like
Exons: 6
Coding region: 144-1949 (601 amino acids)
Source: RefSeq, a predicted model, not a curated record